AUGGCGUUAAGGGCGUUUUCGAGAUAUGUGCGGUUCUGCACCUAUACCAUUCUUUUCGCAAAUCUCACCAAUGCUGUUUCACUUGACGUUACAGAUGCAGAUUCGGUACGAAACGCCUCCAAAACCAUCGCCAAUGGCUUGAUGGCAUGGUAUAAAGGCAACGAUACGGGUGGGACCCCAGGUAUAUUACCAGGCCCUUACUACUGGUGGGAAGCUGGAGGCAUGUUUGGCCAUAUGAUCAACUACUGGUACUACACUGGAGAUACCUAUUACAACGACAUCGUCUCCGAGGCCAUACUAUUCCAAGUCGGUACAGGUAACGACUUCCUCCCAGCAAAUCAGACAAAAGACGAAGGCAAUGAUGAUCAGGUGUUCUGGGCGUUCACAGCCAUGGACGCUGCCGAGCUCAACUUUCCUGAAUCGACGAGCGCAGAUGCGCCUUCUUGGCUUUCUUUGGCUCAAGCAGUCUUCAACGAGAUGGCUGCGCGUUGGGAUACCGGUACCUGUGGAGGUGGCUUGCGAUGGCAAAUCUACACGUUCAACGCAGGCUACGAUUACAAAAACUCGAUUUCGAAUCUUGGUCUUUUCCAGUUGGCCGCACGUCUUGCCAGGUAUACCGAUAACUCGACCUACGUGAGUUGGGCCGAGAAGACCUGGGACUGGUACUCGCAAGCUUCGCUCUGGGACGCAGAAACCUAUGAGAUUUUCGAUGGUACAACAACAGACAGUAAUUGUACAUCUGUGGAUCACUUCCAAUGGACGUACAAUUAUGCAGCGGCAAUAAGUGGCGCUGCAUAUAUGUACAAUCACACAUCUGAUGCAAGCUGGCUGGACAUUGUCGAAGGUUUAGUGAACACCACAUUCACGACCUUCUUUCCAACCUCUAUGGGCGACAAGAUCAUGGUCGAGAUAACUUGUCAACCGCUCGGAAACUGCGACACUGAUCAAUUGUCCUUCAAGUCAUAUCUGGCUCGUUCGCUGGCAGUCACCACUCAGCUCAUUCCCUCUUUGAAGGACACGAUAUACCCAUAUCUCCAAGCUUCGGCACAAGGAGCAGCUGGCCAAUGCGAUGGCGGUGACACCGGAUAUAUUUGCGGACAGGAAUGGAACACGACAGUGUGGGACGGAACGUACGGAGUUGGUCAAGAAAUGUCUGCGUUGGCCGUCAUCCAAUCGUUGAUGCUCGAUGUCAACCAAGAGGCGGAAUACAGUCCUCCAUUGACGAGCUCUACGGGUGGUAAUAGUACAAGCGAUCCUAGUGCCGGAACAGGCAGUACUGGUGCGAAAUUUGAGCCGACGAUUGCUACGAGGACGAUCACUACUGGUGAUAGAGCAGGGGCCGCGAUAUUGACUGUUGCGAUUGUGGUGUUCCUUGUUGGAGGGUCAAUGUGGUUGGUCUUGUUUGAUUAA
Messenger RNA from Aureobasidium namibiae CBS 147.97, 1410 nucleotides. RefSeq names its product mannan endo-1,6-alpha-mannosidase. The transcript has 3 exons. Gene Ontology annotation, biological process: fungal-type cell wall biogenesis; carbohydrate catabolic process. Gene Ontology annotation, molecular function: mannan endo-1,6-alpha-mannosidase activity. The record is from RefSeq and is a predicted model, not a curated record. NCBI's taxonomy places the organism in Eukaryota, Fungi, Ascomycota, Dothideomycetes, Dothideales, Saccotheciaceae. The coding region runs from base 1 to 1410 and encodes 469 amino acids.